CCUAAACCAAAGGGCACUUCAGCAUGAGGAAGUUCAGAAUAGUCACUUCUCCCACUGCUGUACCUGAACACUGUAGAGUCUGACUCUGAUACCAGACAGCAUGAAGUAGAACAACCACAGGAAUUAUGGACCGAGUUUUAGUGACCGUCCUGGCCGUAGUGCUGCUAACAGAGUCCGUGUCUGCUGUCUCUAUCAUCGGCCCUGAGGAGGUUCUCACAGAAGAUAAAAGCUCUGCUAACCUCACCUGUGUGGGAACCGGCGCCUUCCACACUGCAGAGUGGAUGAAGGAUGAUCAGAUUCUGUCUCCGAGCAACAGAAUUGAGUUUUCAACUGAUAACACAACAGUGCUGAUCAAUCCAGUGAAGAGGACAGACAGUGGUGUAUACAGGUGUACACUCCGCAACAAUGUCACCUCUGAAACAGCUAACUACAGCAUGACUGUUAACUAUGGGCCGCAGGUGAGGAUUCUGGGUGUGUCCAGUGUGGAGGAAGGUUCAGAUAUUCUGCUCUUCUGCUCCGCCGUGUCUCUACCUGCUGCCUCCGUUACAUGGACAGUGAAUGGCGCCACUGCUGGACACUCUGAACUGCUGAUCAUCGAGAACAGUAACCACACCCACAGCGGAACCUACAACUGUACUGCGUUUAACAGCGUCACUGGAGGCACAGCGUCCGCAGCGCUCGUCCUCGCUGUCACAGGUAAGGGUGGAGGCCCGGGGCUCAGUCCCGGCGAGGCCGCAGGUAUCACGGUGGCUGUUAUUGUGGUGCUGGCGGGUUUGGCUGUGGGACUUUACUUCCUCAUAAUCCAUUUAAAGAAUUCACCCGAACCUCUGUGCAAAAUACCGAAGCCAAAGAAAAACAACGAAAACAGGACACAGAACAACGACGUGCAGGAGGAGGAUGAGCUGAAAACAACAGAGUUCAAAUGCCAACCGCAGCAAACCAGCCAAGACAUGCCCAGACCACGGAGAGAAAGACCAGAGCAGCAUUUCUAUGAAAACUACAACAACAAACCGCCUGUGCCCCGUAUUGCCAAACCCUCACAUCUGCCUGGCCGGGUCACCGAUUUUGAUUCAGCCAAUCAACAAAGGUCCCCUGAACUUGACAGACCAAGAUUGCCCCCUCGUCCGGACAACAUCUUCAAAAAUGAUUCACAUGUGUACAACACUAAGUUGAAACUGAUUUCCAAUGAUAAGCUGUUGGACCACGAGGACAGCAGAAAAGAAGAUUUCAGUCUGAAAAAGGUGUUAAAGUAAAGAUUUCCACCAGUGUUUUCCAAUUUUUUUGUCACAUACAUUAGAAAUAAAAUCACAGAUCUACUGUACUAAUGUU
Messenger RNA from Colossoma macropomum (tambaqui), 1329 nucleotides. Its product is annotated as carcinoembryonic antigen-related cell adhesion molecule 20-like. The record is from RefSeq and is a predicted model, not a curated record. Lineage: Eukaryota; Metazoa; Chordata; Actinopteri; Characiformes; Serrasalmidae. The coding region runs from base 126 to 1253 and encodes 375 amino acids. The transcript is spliced from 11 exons.